UGCUGUUCUAAAUAGGUUGGUAAGUAGACACACCUUGUGAGGCAGCAGCAGCAGCAGCAUGAUGGAGUCGGCACCCACAUCCAGACUCGCCAAUGAGACCACACAUUCCUCUGCUGAUACCUGCCUGAAGUCCAUUAGAAUGGAUCUCUUUGUCCAUUUUUCACUAAUUCCAGCAGUUAUGAUCACAUUAUUGUUAUCCUAUGUACAACGCCGGACAAGUCUUUUGAAAACAACAGAUAAACUUCCACUGAGCAAGAAAUUUGGCAUUGUUGUGCCAGUGAACUUUAUAAGCAGCUACUCAAAUAGAUGGUCUUAUGGAGCUGCAUGUGGGGCAACAGCUACAACUGUUUUUCUCCUGUUUUUCGAUGAGUAUUCAAACUACUUUAACUUUAAUGCUCCACCCUGGGCCAAAGCUCUCGUUUAUCUAUUGUCUGCUCUAGAGGUUGCUAUGGAUUAUUAUCCUUUCUUUGCCUGUCUAUCAACUGGCAACAGAAUUCUUGGUUCAUCUCUAGGAUUCUGCUACGCUGUCUGCUGGUUUUGUGUGCAGUUGGCUGAUAUGUUUGAAUGCCAGAAGAUAACUCAUGCUUCAGUCAUCCUUCUCCUCACUCCUGUCCCAUCUCUAGUUUGCUGUCUGUUUCUAAUAGGAAGAUUUUUGCAUAUCUUGGUGGAAACAAUUUUGGCUCUUCGCAGACCUGAAGAGAAACAGGAACAAGAGGAACCAUUGCUGCCCAAACAUCUGACAUACUACUUGAAAUACCUCCUGAAAGGCUUCCCUGAAAUAGAUACAAAGAGAUUUUGGCUCAAACAGAAGAUUUAUACAUUUGACCCAUGUUUUAAGUUUCCAACUAGGAUUAUUGUGACAGCUGUGCUCUGCCUCAUUUGUUUGUACAAUUUUUUUUUAGUAGAUUUGUUUGUUUCACCAAAAGCCGUGAAGGGUCUGGAACAUAUGGCGCUCAUAACAGUAAACCUUUCCUAUGCAAACCAGACAAUAUGGGUCUUACAUUUGCUGAAAGAUAGCUGGUUUUAUGCAACCUUCCCAGCUGCCUUUACAAGUGUUGUUUACAUCUUGCACUUACUAUCCUGCUACAGGAAACAAAUGAUAAAACUUUAUAAAGGCACCUCAGAUGUUUCAUCUCGCAGUAAACCUCCAGUCAUUCUGGCAGCAAGCAUUCGAUAUACUGGGAAUCAGAUUGCUUACUUGCUGUGGGGUUAUUUUCUUCUGCACAUUCUGUUCUUUCUAAUUAGUCUGAUGAUCACUUUCUGGUUUAUUAUCCCAGUACAAGAGGGAAAUGGAUUGAUAAUUCUCCAAGGCUUAGGUUAUACAGUACUGGGUAUUGUGAUAAUGGUUGGUGUCAUUGUGAUACAGAUUUUGGCAUCUCAGUUCUUCUUCCUACAAGAUAAAAUCAACCCAAAAGACAAAAGCAAACCACUUGCCAUCAACAACAGGAGAGCCUUUCAGAACUUCAGCUAUUUCUUCAUGUUUUAUUCUGCAAUCCUCGGCUUUGGAGCAUGCCUAAUCCGUAUCUUGCUUAAUGUAUUUCUGGGGAGCUGGUUACUUGCUAGGAUCGAUCGCCCCCUCUUUCCAAGAGGUUACGAAGGUGCAGAUAUAGGAUACAGCACUUGGAUUGGUAUGCUCCUGGUUGACUUUCAUCAUACUAACCCAGUGGCCCUGUCUUUUUGUCAUCUACUCUUACAUGAUUUGUCGACCAGCAAAAAGCAAACAAGCCCAGAUGUGCUUCACGAAUGCAAGAAGAAACAUAGAAGAACAAAGUGGCACUUAGCCUAUACUCUGAUUAACAACCCAGUGCUGAUCCUAAGCCGGAAACAACGUGACUGCUCUUCUAGCUCUUUGCCCCUAAGGCAGGAAAUGUUAGAUAGAAUAAGGAUUUCUGCUGUUCAUUCCCGUUGCCACAAGCAAGCACUGGCAGACAAAGGCACGAAGGCACCAACAAGAAGAGACAGUUUGGGAGAUGGCGAUCAGAUCUGAAUAUUCCUAAUAUGAGCAGACAAUGAGAUAAAACUUGCAUAACUGACAGACAGUUGCAGUAAUUAUAAACUUGUCUGGUACUUGAAGACUAUAGUGCAAGUUGCAUUUUUAAUGUGGUUGGUAUAGAGAUGACAGGUGGAGGAGAAAAAAUAUAACAGAAUGGCCAGUGGUUAUACAGAUAGGCAAAGUAAAGACAUUUGUAUUUAAAUUAUGUUUUUUAAAAUAAAAUAAAAAACAAGGUUUUCUAAAUCA
This is a messenger RNA of Xenopus tropicalis (tropical clawed frog), 2239 nucleotides long. RefSeq names its product stimulated by retinoic acid gene 6 protein like gene 3 (gene stra6l.3). Gene Ontology annotation, molecular function: signaling receptor activity; retinol transmembrane transporter activity. Lineage: Eukaryota; Metazoa; Chordata; Amphibia; Anura; Pipidae. Bases 59 to 1987 code for a protein of 642 amino acids. Gene Ontology annotation, cellular component: plasma membrane. The record is from RefSeq and is a predicted model, not a curated record. The transcript has 18 exons.